AUGUCCAGCAACUGGACGCAUUCGUCCAUUGUGAAGCAAGCGGCGUGUGAUGUAAAUUUUGUUCGUUGUGGGCAGACUGACUGCACUUCCUCAGGUUGCGAUGGCAAUCUAUUUCAUUGCCAUCUUUGUACAUUUUCAAAAUCAAGGCCUAGUGAGAUAAAAGAGCAUUUUAAGAAGGUGCACUGGAAUAAUCGUGUUGAUGACGGAGUUAGUUAUCAUAAACAUCAAUAUUUAUAACGAAUAUUAUUAAUUAAAGUGUAACAAUAUAUAAUAAUUACAUAUUCAUAUAUUCAUGUAUAUAUGUAGUGUGCGCCAGAAUAUAACCCCUUAAUUCUCUUCGAUUUUUAUCUCACCAACAGGAUUCAGCAUUUUAAGAUGCAAGCUGGCUUGUACUUUCCCCACAAGUAGAGGGCAAAGCAAAGACUUUAAGAACAUUACCCACUACCAUUGCUAUGGAUGUGCUGCAGGUUUCAAACGGGAAAAGGAGCUUCUACGGCAUUUGAAUAGCCAUAGUCUAAACCUACCCGCACAACCCCGACAACAACAGCAGGAGCAACAACUAGAGCAACAACAACAACAAGAGCAACAACAGAUGCAGCAACAACAACAAGAGCGACAACAGAUGCAGCAGCAACAACAACAGAUGCAGCAACAACAACAACAGAUGCAGCAGCAACAACAACAACAGAUGCAACAGCACCAAACACCACAGCAGGAACACCAACUCCCGCAACAGGAGCUGCAGCAACCCCCACAAACCCAGGAACUGAUAUUCGUCGACGAAUCAAUUACUGAUUUCCAAACAGAAUCAUUUGAUUUCAAGGCUCCUGAGACCAGAUCAUUACGACAACAACCACCUAAAGUCAAAUGUCCUUACAAUGAUUGUGGUCGAGAGUUGCAUCCUAAUUCCUUGAGCAGUCAUAUCCGCACUCAGCACCAAGCAACCAAUUUGAAAAUCAAUCAAAGCAGAUAUCUUAAUGGUAUUUGUGUAGAUCGAAGAAAUGGCAUAUACCUGGUCAGAAAACAGUGGCACGGUGUUGAUUAUCCAAUUCAUUGCCAGUUCAUGGUUACACCUCCAGCUUCUAUACAAUGCAGUUCCCCAAUAUGCCGUCAGUAUGCCGAAACAUCCAUUAGGAGUGGACAGUCUGGUUUUUUAUGUGAACAUUUACAAUCCACACAUUUCCUCAAGCCUGUUAGUAAUUCCCUCCUUUCAUUAGAAAAAUUGGAUUUUAUCACCAACACCAUUAAAUGGUUAAAACCUGAAAGAAUUGCACAAUGUCGUGCAUGGCAGGAAAAAGCUUUGAAGGAAAAUGUGCCAUUUGUUGUGCAGAUGCCACCUUCGUCAUCCAGUCGCUUCAACCACUUUUCUAUAUUUGCAAAUGUCAAGGUAGAUCACUAUUGGUCAUUUCAAAACAGGGUAAUUGUCACUGUGGACACCAAGUGCAUGAAAUUUAAUUGUAAGUGUUCAUCUGGAAGAAGGUCCUGUUUGCAUAAAUGCAUUGCCAAGUGGGCAGUGGCUCAGUGGAAUCCACAGCUAUUGGAAUCUGUACCAAUUACUUCUAUCAAUGACGACAUAGCUGGAGAAGCGUCAUCAUUAGAAGACGAAAGCACUUUGGUUCCCAAUGAAGAAGACCCUGAAACAACAGAACACUUUCCCACAUCCACUAAUGGUCCAUUUUACCCUCCUGUUGGUGAAUCUGCUAUUAAAAUGUCAGAGUAUAUUUUUAAUAACAAGAAAAUACCACCAGAUCUUCCAUUGUCAAUUACAGUUGAAAAAGAUGAAUACUUGAAAAGGUUAGUUGUUUUUCAAUGUUUUUGUGUACACACAACAAUAUGCUAUAGGUAGUUGUUAAAUUAUGCCGUUUUUAACUCCAGUACGUUGAUCCACACAAUUGCUUCUGGAAGUGAAUAUAUAAUUCUUACUAAAUACUAGCCCUGACGAAAAAAGUCUAUAGGUGGCCUAUAGGUUCCUAUAGGAAAUGUUCCAAUUCCCUAUAGAAGCCAGUGGCGUAGCCAGACCUUCAUUUUUGGGAGCGAAACGAGUGCCGAAGGCGCGAGACCCUCUAGGGGAGUCCGGGGGCAUGCACCCCCGGGAAAAUUUUGAAAUCUAGAGUCCCUGAAAUGCAAUUUCUAGCAUUUUGGGGGUGAAAUAUUGCAGAAUUCCGAAGAUUAUAAAGUGCAUCGAAGACAUAAAUUUUCCCAGACAUUUCUAAUUUUCUACUCAGAAUUAAAUAAAUUGGAAAAGUCACCUUGAAAAACAGUGAUUCUGGGGGAAGAAAAUCCCAAUGUGAUUUUGAUCAGAAAUGUUGCAUUUAAAUCAUUUUAGGCCGGUUCUAUAUGAGACAGUAUUUCCCAUUCUUACAGAAUAAGUUUGAGAAGAAUAUUCAUGCUAUGAUAAUGCAUGCAUGUAAAUCUAAACUAAAUCUAUUCUUCUUGGAACCAUAUGUACAACUACUUUAACGUCGUUUUCCUCAGUCGAGACGUACUUAAUCAGUUUCAGCUUUGAGGAUGUAACGUGUACCCCUCCUCCCCAAAAAAAAUUUCUCUACGGAUUUAGCCUUUUUCAGAGAAUGGCUUUUUUGCGAUUGGGGGGGGGGGGCGCUUGCCCCCCCCUCCCUCGCCUCCCCCCCCCCUUGGCUACGCCACUGAUAGAAGCCUUUAGGCACCUAUAGAGAUCUAUCUAUAGGCUAAAAGGCAUCCCUAUAGGUCACCUAUAGAAAAUGUUCCAAUUGCCUAUAAAAACCUAUAGGUUUCCUAUAGAAACCUAUAGGUUGGCCUAUAGGCCAGGCCUAUAGACUUUUUUGUUAGGGCUAGCUACUUAAAUAUCCAAUUUAAGCUACUUGCUACUGUUGCGAGGAUUUUGAAAAUCUUCCAAGAGUUUCAAAUAUCUAACCAUGCCUGUGAAAACUUAAAUUGCAGGCCUGUUGUUGACCUGCCCUGGUUUGUGUUGGCAAAAUGUGCCAACCUGGUUUUUAAAUAACUCCAAAGCAUGCACAACCCUGGCAAGGUCAUGCAUGCUUUGGAGUUAUUUACAAGUUACCCUGCAGAAACGGGAGAAUAUCUAAGCUAGGCACUGGGAAAGUAGUUGUCUUUAAUUAAUAUUGAUUAAGCUACAUUCCUAUUUUGAUCUUUUUUAUCACCAUUUCAUGGUACUAUACCAAACUUUGUGAAACAGCAGGAAAUUGACCUUUUUUAACCCAAAUUGUACACAUCUGGUAAGAUGCAGUCCACCUGAGAAAUCUUACCCAGAGAAAUCUUACAUUAUCAGCUAGGUUCAGUCUUUAUUCAGCCCAUGUAUAUAGUCUGCACCAAUAUCUGUCCUUUUUUAUUAUAUUCAUGCAUGGCAACUUAAAUUAUGAAAAAAUUUAGUAGUACUUACAAUUUAGUAGUACUUACAACUCUUCCCUCAAGUGGAGAUAAGUUCUAUGCAGUAAGUUGGACAUUAAAAAGGACAAGCUAGGCCACAUUUAUCAAUACUUAUUCUAGGUAGUACAAGUAUCGAUUAUUAGAGACAAUCAGCGUUCAAUAUAACAGACAGCCAUCAUUCAUCAACCAGUUUCUGUGACUGUGGAAAUUAAAUGCCAAUGUGGCCGACUGACCAUCUACUGAAGUUAUGGCCAGUCAUUUUGCCAAAGUAAUUUGAAUAAUUUCUCCCUCGUUUUUGCCCAACCAAAACGCAUUCUCUAUCUAAUCUGUUAUACAAGCACAGGAAGUUAAAAAAAUGGUACAUGUAAUUACUAUUAAUAAACUUGGAUUUAUCAAUUGUUUACCAAUUGAAGUUAUUUUUAUGCAACCUCGUAGACAUAGUAAUGUUGAGGUAUACUGUAGCAAUUGAUCAAAUGAAUUGCCAUAUUAUAUUGAAUUCAUAGUCAAAUUUUAUAUACAAAGUGAAAUAAUUUCAGUGGAUGUAGCUAGUGUUAUACAGUUUUUCUUUAUUGAGUCCUUUAAAAAUAAUUAAUGUCCGUUCAUUUCCGUCCUAAACGUGUGCCUGGUCUGACCAUUGAACUCGGGGGAAUAAUUAUGUACUGCACGGUAAGUUUAUUGAACUGAUCAAUACAUACAGAUACAGAUAUUUCGCAGUACACUCCCUAUCAAGGCUUUUCAGUGACUGGUUACAUUAUGAAUAGGUAGAUAGAACUGGACUGACGUGGAGCAGACCGAUGAAAACUUUGAGCUUAUAAAUGGCGCUUGAGCAGCCACUAUUAGUCCAUACUCCACUAAUGAUCUGCCACAGACCUAUGUGCCUAACCCACCCUGUCAACUUUCCCUGUGAGAGGGAACACGGAGUACCCGGAGAAAACCCACGACUUUCGGCAGAGCGUUGAAUUACUCUUUUCACAUGAGGACUGGGUUCGAGUCACUGAGAUUUGAACCUGCGGCCUUAGAGGUGAAAGGCAAGUGCGCUAACCACUUCGCCACCGAAGCCCCCUAGUGUCUUGUGAGUUAAAAUGAUUUAUUUGCUACUGCCAGUAUAAUAUGAAUCAUGUGAAAUUCUGUUUUAUAGCUAUUAUCCAACUGAAACAAUUUGCCAUUACUGUAAUGGCGAACUAUCUGAUGCUAAACGUGUCACCUGUUCUGCCAAGCUUCUUACACUAAGAGGCUUGAUUCAAGGUAAAUAUCUAAAACAUGUACAGUACUUAUACUUAAUAAUUUCACUGUCUAUGUGUAGCUAUAAUGCGCUUUGAUAUAUGCCACUCUGCACAAUUUUCAUUGUCAACAGAACUGUAACCAGACAACCUACCAAAUUGCCUAUUAAAUGUUUAUCCCUUGCACAAGCCACAGUGUGCACAACUUUGUUUUACUUGUUGCCGGAAUGUCAUUUAUUAUCCAAUUUAGUCUAUUGUGUCAAUCCAUAUUUGGUUGUUAAAAUUUCUGCUGUAUGUUUUAUUAUUACUGUCAUGCAGGUAUUGAAGAAUAAUUUGUAUGUAAAAUGUAUCUUCUUCAUUGCUAUGUGUUUUUCUUUAGAUGUAUCUCUGUAUAUUAAGUUUUGUACAGAAUGUCAAAUACCAUAUCGAUAUCAAGAAUAUCAAGAUGGUGUCCAUAAUUUCAACGACAACUGGUUGUUAAGUUUGGGAGUCUGUGAUAUGAUAAGGAAACAUAUUCAGGUAAUUGAUGAGACGUAUAUUUACGUUAUCUUGUUCAAUCUACAAUAUUCAUAUUCAGAAUGACGACAAGUAAUUGUGACUGAUUGUCACUGACUUAGCGUUAGUUGUUUUGAAUGAUUAAUUUCAUUGGGUGAAAUACAGCUGUCCACGGUUGCUGAAUAGCCUUUACACAACUUUUUGUUAUUAAAAAUCCUUUCCAUCGAAAUAACGUACCGUAUUCUUUACAUAUUGUACAGUUACUAACUACAGUACUGUAAGCGCAGUAACUGUACUGUAUACAACUGUUGAUGCAAUUUUCACGACUGUGAUUGUGUAAAUUGCAUGCACUAGCUGUGCAAUACAUUUUAUCUAAAAUCAGUUUAUUCUAUGAUUUACCUAAGAUCAGUUUUACCUAAAAUGUUUUCAUGUUUGGGUUAUUCAGCUACACCGUGCUGACGAGCCCCAACCAGGGCGAAACAACUGUCCAACCCUGCAAAAUGUUGUUAUCUCUGUGGUCACGUAUUGUAUUGUGGCAUACUCCUUAAUAAUAAGUAUUAGUAUUAUUACAUACUUAGAUGAUUAUUGAAAAUUCGCCACGCGAUAAUCACCUAAGCGAUUUUCGAAAUGGCGGCCGAAGCCGUUUUGUCAAUUACGAAGAAAUGUGUAUUUUUUAUUUUUUGCCAAAUAAUCACCUAAGAAAUUAUACUAAAACAAUUAUUCACCUCAGGCUCGGUGAUUAACGCGAAUAAUUUAUUCAUCGAUAAUCACCUCGCCUGGCUUCGGCGAAUAAUUGUUAAUUACAUGUAAUAAGAUAAAGGUGGAUUCAACAACAUGCUGGCCACAUAUCAGGAUAUGUUCGUUCGUUCGCACCAGAGGCGCCGGAAUAUCGAUUAAAGCGGGGGCAGAUAUUCAUAUAUUCGUGUUCACAGACUGUAAAAACAAUCGAUUUCAAAAGAAAUUAAUUGGGCAGAACACAAAUAUAUGAAUACCUGCCCAAUUAUCGAUAUUCCGGCGCCUCUGGUUCGCACUUCUUGUUCCCGGCUUGUUGACACGUUAUCAACGCUUUGUUGACUGACGACUUGCUACACCGUUGUUGAACUCAACAGACUUGUUGUUACUCCGGUAAAGAAGUAGUAAUUUAAGCCACAGUAUUAUUUUGAUAUGAAUUUAACCUAUAAGCUAUACAUUACAUAUUUCGAACUACAAUACGGUAAGUAUAUUUGAUAAGCUAAACUAUAUGACUUGUUUAGGAAGCUCCCAUUGUUUCCCUUAUUGCACACGUAACAUACCUACAGCCAAUUCUGUUUCAACAACAUGUUAUCAGGAUGUGUUCGCACUGCUUAUUCCCAGCUUAUUGACAAGUUGUCAACGGCUUGUAGACUGACAACUUGCUACAACGUUGUUGAACUCAACAGACUUGUUACAAAUUGUGCAACAACUUGUUAUCGUCCUGCAAUAGACGAUUCCCCUUAUUACGUUUUCGUGGCGCUUUGCAUUGUGGUUUAGUGGUAUCACUGAUAUUCAAGAUGGCUUAUUUUUUGUCCUGACCCGUGCAAGAACUUUUAAAAAAGCUAGGGUCAGGUGCACGACAUCCAACAGCAAAAUAUUCGCGAAAACAUUGAAUAUUUUUAUUCCAGGCCGCUAUCUUUAUCAGUGAUACCACUAUAACCACAAUGCAAAGCGCUACGAAAACGUAAUAAGGGGAAUCGUCUAUUCAACAACUUAAUUGUUAACAUAUUGUGCCGAGUAACAACCUUGUUAGCAACUUGAGAAAAUGACAAUUUGUUGCAACUUGUUGACAAGCUUUCUAUACAAUCGUGUUGCGAUCACAUCUUGUUGACAAGUUGUGACAUUUUUAUGUGUGUAGUUCCAAUACACAAUAGCUGACUCUUUAUUUUUCCUGGUAAUUUAUCAUUGUUCACAUCAGGUCCACAACGCUGUAAGUCGGACAGUUGAAGCAUUGGAAAAUUGGUUGCAGCUAAAGUCAUUCCAGCUGCCACGUGGUCACGUAUUAAAUGCAUAUCUACAUUUUGAAGCUUUGACUGAUCAUUCAUACUCUUUUCACUGCAUCUUAUGUGGUUACUUUCCCCCACUGCUGAACUUGGAUGUAGACAAAAAAGGCGUGUUUGAACUAUCAGGUUAGAACGACAUUCGUCUUGUAGGACUAUAUGCACUCUUUCAGUAAGUUUAUACAGUUACAGACAGACAGACUAUACAGUGUAUAUAUUUAUGUGUGCCACAACUACAACUGAAUGUUAUAUUGGUGUAUGGAUACUGUAAGAUUUAUUUGACUUUGUUUAAACGUCUAUGAAUUCAUAAAAAUAUGAAUAAUCUAGCUUGUUCCAAUAUAUUGAUGAUUAAUUUUGAUUGCUAUCUUUGUUUUUGGUAUAGUGAGUGAGCUUGAAUUACCCAAGGAAACUGACGAAAGUGUUGAAAAUGUGAAUUCUGAGGCGUUCUGGAACCAAUGUAACCUUGGUAUCCUACAUCGAGGCAUCUUGAGAGGUAAUACUAAUUGAUUUAUAAUUUUUAAAUGUCCAAUAUAGCUACUGCACGUACUCAAAUUGAUGCGCAAUUUAUAUAUUUGAAACGAAUGCGACCAAUGGGUGUAAAAUUAUUUAUUUUUUGAUACACCGUAUAGGUUCAGACCCAAAUAUGUUGCAAAUUCAACCAAGUUAUACCUUUUGGUCGCCCUAUAUUGGUCCAAAAUGCAAGAAAAGCAAGCUGCUCGUCAACUCAGAGUUUCAAAAGGCAAACCACAAAGCUAAUGUUACUUCAAAUGGGACGCUCCAAAAUGAUCUUUCGAUUGAAAAAAUCAUGGAUUUAUUUUGUGAGAGCCAGGUAACAUGCAGACAUUACGAUAACAUUACAAAUAUCUUUCAAGGGUGCAAUUUUAUUUCAAAAGACAGUAUGAUCGCAGAAACGUUUAUAGUGUAUAAGCGAGCUAGCUGCCGCGAUCUCAGUACUACGCGAGCUUGCUAACGUACUGAUUUCGCCAGUUUCAACCUCUCCGUAUUUGCAAUAAAACUCCGACCAGAUCAAAAUAUCAGUUUAAUAAUACUGCCAAUCGCACACCGCUAUUUUGUAGUUAUAAAUGGUAGUUUCGCACUAACUGCAUGUAGUUAACUUUAACUACCUUUCAAUACAAGUGCAUGGUCCGAGACUGAAAUGAGUGUUUUUUGUUCCCACAUAACAUAAAAAUAGUUCCAAACACUCAUUAAUAAUUUGUAAGCUUAUUGGCAAAUCAUGCAUGUCAACCAUAAUAUGUCACUAUGCAGUGGCUUUAAACCUGAUAAAACACUCCUAAUUAGUAUUCUUUAUAUAAAGAAUACUAAUAAGGCAGUAUCUAUAUUGAAUUUGUAGUCGUGUUUGAAGCCGUUUAAUAAACUCGCAGGUCGUGUUUUAUUACGUCUAAAGCCACUCGCGCUGCGCGCUCGCGGUUUUAAACCUAAUAAAACACUCCCGCUCGCUUAUUAAACAGUACGUUAACAUCGGCACUGCAUGUAUAUCGGUAUCUACACAGCUGCAAUGAUUGCAUCAUUUUGGUGUUGUAGGAACACCCAGAAUUUUAGAGUGCUCAUAUAUCUAUAUUUUUGUUUCAAAAUAGGCUUCAGUUUUAAGGGAAAUCGCCAGAAACUUAAACCUUAGUGACAAAGGCCCAAAGGUGGAUAUUUUGAAUCGACUGAAAGGUGCUUUGAACAUUGAGGAAAAGUUUGUUAAGCUUUUCUCUAAAAUGUGGGGAGGUUCAGGUCAGUAAAAACUGUAUAGAUUGUAAAAUUAUCUUUGACGAGUAGUUUGGUGCAUGGCCAAUGCACAGUAUUUGACGGAAUAAAAUUGACUCAUUUUCUUUUUUAGUUUUAGUAUUUCCUGCAAAGGAAAUUGAGCGUUGUAUUUUUACUCAAACAAGAAAGAAAUUCAGUUUUAAAUUUAGUGAAUAAUUAAUUUUUUAACUAUAGUGCAUGAUUGUGUUUAUAACGCUAAAUUUAAGCCGUAUAGCCACGUGGCUUUAGAUAAAUGGAAAGUAUCCUGCCGGGGAACAAAUGAUAAAGUAUACAAAUGGCCAAAAGUUUCGAAAUAACGUUUUUCCAUUUAUUCAAAAGAAAACAGUAAUACUAUGAAUUAGGGAAGAAAAUACACGACAGGCAACAACCUACACAAUGAAACACUUAUCAGUGUCUGUUUCUUCGGGAAAGGUUUAAUGUAUGUUUGUUGUCAUUGGAAUCUCAGUUUCAUUCGAUUUAAUUUCGGGAAACCUUGAAACUCUCUGAAAACAAACCGUUUCGCUCGGGAGUAGAUAUUGAGUAAUUUAGGCUACGUUUGUACUUGUACCAUAUAUAGCUUUCCAUACCGACCUGAAAAACACCUAUCCGCCUACCUUUUAGGAACGCUACUUUCAGAGGAAUUAUGACAAAGGAGAGAUGUUGUUUCGCUCAGCAAAUUCUGAACGUUGUACAUUCCGUUUCGGAUAGUUGCUUUUUCUCGCCGCUAUGGAAAGCUAUCCGUCAUAGUGUAAACGAAUCUCAAUACUGAGGGACUGUCAAAGAAUUUCAAUACAGAGGGACUGGUCAUUUUGUGCAUGGAAAAAUGGGGGAUGGUCCAAACAUUAUUCACCCUAUUUUGUUCCAAAUUUGUAACGUUUUUGUCCGCAACUAGUAAAUUUGAUUGCAUUUCCGGCGUUACCAGAGACCUCAGAUUUCAGCUUCUGUUAGCCCCUUAAUCCAAAGUUUGUCCACGAUUCCUGUCGCUUCGUAUGUACUUAAAAUAAGGCAUGCAUCUUUAGUUAUUUAUUUAUUUAUUUAUUUAUUUAUUUAUUUAGUUAUCAAUUUAUUUAUUUAUUUAUUUAUUUAUUUAUUUAUUUAGCUUUGCCAACUAGGGCAGGGUCACCACAACAGCAUAUGCCAAUUGCUGUGGGCCCUUUUACCUAAACCACCUUAUCAACUUUAAUUUCCCUGUGGGAGGAAGCCGGAGUACCCGGAGAAAACCCACGACUUUCGGCAGAGCGUUGACUUUAUUCUUUUCCCAUGAGGACUGGGUUCGAGUCGCAUUGGGAAAGUUCUCACUGAGGCUUGAAUCUGCGACCUAAAGCCGGUUUUCCACUAGCGAAAUUUGUCGCGCGAACGUUUUGUCUUAUAAGCUCUCGGCUGGAACUAAUUAGAUUUUUAAUAAAUUCUUUUCAAUUUUAACAAUAAAAAUUCGCUUCGCGCGAAGAAAUUCGCUAGUGGAAAACAGGCUUUAGAGGUGAAACAAAAUUUGAACAUCUCAUUUCUAAUUUUCAUCAACCAACCCUCCUUCAUGUCCAGGAUCAUAUAUGAAUCUGUGUUAUCUUAAACGAAAAAUGUAAUUAUACCUACAUAGGUGGAUGGCUUGGCAUGACGUGCCCUCAUGGUAUCUGUUAUGGAUUAAAAUGGCUCUUACGUCAAGAGGGUCCGAGAGAUCAUGUCGAUAUGUUAAAGAGUCUUGCGGUUCUUCCGAAUGUCAUCGUCUGCGAUAUUGCAAACAUGAUCGUCGCACAUGGAAGGAACCGGGGGCUUGAUGUGUUUGGUCCAAAAGAAGGUCGUGUUGCUGAGGCUACAGAUGAAAACAUCCGACAAGCUGAAAAUGGCGAGUUACGUGUUGACUGGCCUUGGUAUCCAAGUGGUGUUCAUGGACGAAUUCCUGAAGAUUUUCGACGUCCCGAUGAUGAGCAAUCCUUGCAUAACCCAGUCACAGGAUCUUGCGAACACUUUAGUUUAUUUGAUCCUUUCCAUGAAAAAAAUACUGUUAACCCAGCUGAUUCAUUGCGUCGUGUUUCUUGUGUUAGACAACUUGCCGGCAAGAUGAAUCUGGAAACGGCCGAACAACUUAACAACCGACGAAAUAGAGAUAACUAUUUCACCACUUCGCUGAUAGCUCACAAUGCUAUAUUUGUUGAAAGGCUGGUUGCUCAUUUUACAAACCAGAAGCUCAACAAUAAGGUGUACAAUUGUCAUAUCCGUCAGGUACCACAAGUUAUAUGUUAUGCAGAUACGUUUUCCACAUUAUAUUUUUUAUUUAUAUUUAUUUAGGGGACAAUUGCUAUGUGUACUGAUUUUUUAAUUAAUAUGGGAAUUUGCUUUGAAAUAUUUGGUAAUAUAACUUUGGUAAUAAUAAUGGCAACUUUAUUUAUUGAUUAUUAUUAAUAAUAAUAAUUUGCCAACCAUGUUCAACUAAUGCAAGGCUUUGUUUACUUUAGUUUGGAAAAAACCUGCAACUUAACCAAUUUGGCCAAAUUGUGGUCACACAAUUUAACGAAGCAGAAGAGCCACCAACAAAAGUACGACGAUUUGAGCAAAACUUUGAGAAGGAAUCCUCCCACUCAACCUGCCCUGAAGACGACACUCGCUUUAAUCACGAAAGCAUUGAAAAUACCACAUAUCCAAACCAUAACAUUUCCGCUAACAGUCGCAUUAACCUGAACCAUCAGUCCAGCGCUAACAUAAACUCCAACCAACAAUCCACCACUAACCUAAAUUGCCCAAACCACCAGUCUAAUAUUAACCCCAUUUCCAUCAACCAGUCCACCACUAACCUAAACCCAACCCAGCAAUCAACCACUAACACUAGCCGAACUCAUCAGCCCACCAUUAGCCUAAACCCAAACCACCAAUCCACCAGUAACCCUAGCCUAGCCCAACAGGCAACCACUAACCUAAACCCAACCCACCAGUUAACCGCUGACCCUAGCCGAAUCCAACAUCCGACCAUUAGCCUAAACCCAGCCCACCAAUCCACCACUAACCCUAGCCGAAUCCAACAGGUGACCAUUAGCCUAAACCCAACCCACCAAUCCACCAGUAGCCCUAGCCGAACACAGCGGGCAACCACUAACCUAAACCUAACCCGCCAGUCAACCACCCACUCGAAACGAACCCAACAGCCAACCAAUAACCCAAACGGCCCCCAACAAUCAACCACUAACCCUAGCCCUAGCCCUAGCCAAACCCAUAUUUCUCCCCCAAACCCCUUCCAUUUGUCCAGCGCUAAUCUAAACGAAAAACAACAGCUCAGCACUAACCCUGACCAACUUACAUCUCGUCCUGUGGUAGAAGGUUGUACAAGAGAAAAUAUACAGUUUCUGUGCGUCUCAAACUCAUCUGUCCGCUGUUGGAUUUUUCCUGUGGCAACAGCACUAAACAAAAUUGAUAAUCGACAAAAAAGGGGAAACUUUUCUUGCACCAUUAUUUCUCUUGUUUUAGGAAAAGCCCUACUAAAGUUAUCUAUAGUGUGUCCCGAUGAUGGUUUUCUAUCUGAGCUGUGGUAUGGCUUGGUUAUCAAUUGCAUACGUCUUGGAAAUCAGAUAUACGACUCCUCACCUGAAGGCGCCCGCAACCUGUCGCCGACUGAAGCUGCUUCUACAUUAAGAGAUGUGUCACCGGUUAACCUGGAUGCAGCACUUACUGUUCGACUUAAGGAUUCGAAUAGUGCCUCCCGACUUAGCUUUCAGAUCAAUCAACUGUUAAACGGGCAGGAUGCUACUGCAUUACUUGUAUACAGCCAAAGAACUGUACUGCUGUACAGUAAUAAGGAUGGUAAAAUCAUGCUUAUCGACAACCACCAGCAUGGUGAGAAAAUGGGCCCUGUGAUCGUUAAAGGAUUAUGUAGUCAUUUGCCUCAAUUUCUAAACAGUAUCCAGGAGGUACUCAGCAUGAACGACACUUCAUAUGCAGAACUAAUAGUUUUCUCUUAA
This is a messenger RNA of Paramuricea clavata, 12786 nucleotides long. The record is from the annotation of a GenBank genome assembly. NCBI's taxonomy places the organism in Eukaryota, Metazoa, Cnidaria, Anthozoa, Malacalcyonacea, Plexauridae.